CUCAUCUCAUCACUUCAUAAAACAUCCCACACGAGAACUUCUGAGCGUCAGGUUCGACCUCAUUCGACAAGAUGUCAAACGCGGCAGAACAGAUCUUCUUCUACGGACAGGUCACCGAUCCGGCGCACGCCUCAAGCUUCGACGUGCUGACGUACCUCGAUCUGACUAACGGGGGCACCAUACUCUUCCAAGCCAUAAUCCUUAUCACAAUCAUCAUCUGUUUCCUGCCGGACCUGGCGCCCUUGACCCUGACCGGGGUUCAAAGGUUCAUCAUCUCGCCUAUCCGCUCCCUGCUACACGAUAUCCACUGGGCCGUCCAGCAGCUGUCCAACGGCGAGUCUCGCAAGAGCUUCUAUCGUUUAUGUUACGCCAACGCCCAAGACACAAUCCUCAAUUCUAGCCUGGUCCAACUAACCUUCAUCGGAAUCCUUUGGUUCUUUCCAAGCAACCGGCCUUUAAGUACCGCAGGCCGCCUCUGGGCCCUAGCAGCCGGGUCGAAGUGGAUGUACAUCUCUGCUUUGAUACCAGGCCACCAUUAUUUGAACGGCAUAACCGCGGGCUUCAGUCCCAUGGGACGGGACCGCUACGAAGACUGCCUUGCCGACAUGGCGCGCAGUGGGUUACCGGAUCGUUGGACCAACAAGCAAUGGCUGGCGAGCUACCGCUGCUCCGGCGUGGAGACGGGGCUGGAGCUGUACGAAACGAUCAAGGACCGCGCGCAGUGGCUGGUGCCACCUGUGGACAGCGAGGUCCGCCACCUCCGCGUUCUUGCUUUCAUGGCUGUCUUGAUCCCGACCCUGGUUAUAGGGCUGUGGCUCUUUUAUGCUCUCUGCAACAAAGUUGCCGCUCUACGCCGGGGGAUGGUGCUGGCGGCGAACGGCGAGCCCCGGCCCACUGAAUGCGAGGCUUAUCUGUGGAACUUGUCCAAGUCUCUUGAGACUGCGAAUGGGAAACUGCAGCAGUGCAUGGCGACGAGGGAGGCAGAGUUCCAGGCGGAGAAGCAGCGGCUGGAAGAGACCGUCCGUCACCAGACCGACCUCACUUCUCGCAAAAUUCAGAGCGCGCUCCGCCAGGCGAAGGACGCGCACGCGGGCAUCAUCGAUGAGUUGAAGAGGAAGGUCGUCCAGCUGGAGAAUAAUCUCACCAUGGCCAGAGCCGAGGCGCAGUUCGUCGUCGUGGAUGAAGUGGACGCGGCACGGGAGCAAUUCCUGAAAGACCGUAUCGUGCAGCUGGAGAAGCAGCUGGCUGGCGCGAAGAAGAAGAGCAACGCUAGGAGUAAGAAGGAGCUACAGACGGUCAAGGAUGAGCUUCAGACUCGCACUGAUGAGUUGACGACUCUCACUGACAAGCUCUCUGAGGCUGAGACUCGCGUGUCCGCGGCGGAGGAGCGUGGUCGACGUAGUGAAACCCAGCUUCAGGAGCUUAUUAUGAAGAACCAGGAGCUUCUGGCUCAGAACCAGCAGAUCAGCGCAGAGUCGGAGGCUUUCCAGGUCGCACACGAAGCAAGCCUGAAGCAGAGCCUGUCUCUGGAAACCAUGCAGAAGGAGCGUGACGCCGCCAUUGCGAAGAACCAGGAGCUUCUCACUCAGAACCAGAAUAUCAUUGCAGAGUACGAGGCUUUCCGGGCCUCACACGAAGCAAACCCACAGCAUAGCCACGGAGCCAGCGCGCAGCAGAGCAUGCAGGAAGGCGAAGUGGCCUGCAACUUGUCUGUGGCGGAAGCGCGCGCCCAAGCGGAGCAGGCGCGAAGCCAAGCGUUCAUGAUGCAGAAGAAUCUCGACGAGGUCACCGAGGAGAACCGCACCCUCCAGAUUCAGAUCGGACUGGCGAUGAGGGACGCCCAGCGUGGCCAGGAACGGGCCGACACCGCGGAGCGAGUCAACAAGGUCCUCGAGGUGCGUCUGGCCCAAUGGGAGGAGAAAGCUCGCGACGAACAGAUGAUUCUCAAGCGACCGACCGCGAACGUGGGGUCCGUCACGACGGCCCUCCAGCAGUGCCAGGUCAAGGUUUCCGAGCAGCAGACGAGGAUCAACGAGUUGACGGAGAAGCUCGAGAAGGCGAAGGUGGCCAGCCCCGCGGGCAAGGUUGAGGAGAAGCUCCGUGCCGACCUCUCGAUGAUCAAAUCGAUGUACGACCGGGAGAAGCGAGCACGCACGGAGGAUCAGAUCCGCUGGUCCAAGGAGAACCGCGAGUUGGAGGAGGAACUCCGCAAGCUGCGCAUUAGCAUCUCGAAUGCGAAGACCCAGCGUCCCAGACGCAGCCGGGUAGCAGCCGGAGUUGCCUCCGACGCAUGUGACAUUGAUUGA
Messenger RNA from Aspergillus aculeatinus CBS 121060, 2306 nucleotides. RefSeq lists its product as uncharacterized. The coding region runs from base 72 to 2306 and encodes 744 amino acids. The transcript is spliced from 3 exons. Lineage: Eukaryota; Fungi; Ascomycota; Eurotiomycetes; Eurotiales; Aspergillaceae. The record is from RefSeq and is a predicted model, not a curated record.